Molecule: messenger RNA, 1762 nt
Organism: Rhododendron vialii
Lineage: Eukaryota; Viridiplantae; Streptophyta; Magnoliopsida; Ericales; Ericaceae
Product: protein FAR1-RELATED SEQUENCE 5-like
Exons: 2
Coding region: 66-1721 (551 amino acids)
Biological process (GO): regulation of DNA-templated transcription
Molecular function (GO): zinc ion binding; nucleic acid binding
Source: RefSeq, a predicted model, not a curated record
ACGUGGAUGAGCAAAAUCGGCUAAAUAAUCUGUUUUGGAGAGAUGUAACAUGUAGGAUAGAUUAUAUGUGUUUUGGAGAUGUGCUAAUAUUUGAUGCGACUUAUCGGUCGAAUGCGUAUCGGAAGCCAUUGGUGAUACUAGCUGGAGUUAAUAGUCACUUUCAAACAACAAUUUUUGGUUGUGCAUUGUUGACUACUGAGACUGUUGAGGCUUAUACAUGGGUGUUGGAAAGAUUUCUUGAUUCCAUGGACCACAAGAAGCCUGUGUCCGUGAUGACCGAUGGGGAUAAGGCUAUGCGGAGAGCAAUAAAAACUGUGUUACCUAAUGUUAAUCAUCGUUUAUGCAAAUGGCAUCUUAAAAAAAAUGCUGUCAGUAAUGUCCAUGUUCCCGGAUUCUUAGCUGACUUUGAGAAAUGCAUGUCAUUGUCAACUGAAGAAGAGUUUGAAGUUGCAUGGAAGAAUCUUUUGGAUGACUAUAGCCUUCACCAAAGCCAGUGGGCGGUAGAUGUUUAUAAAAAGAAGACCUUAUGGGCAGAGGCAUACCUGCGAGGUAUUUUUUUUGCGGGUGCAAAAAGCACACAACGUGUUGAGGGAAUGAAUGCAUACAUGAAUCGAUUCUUAAAACUACGUCUCAAGCUUUUUGAAUUCGUACAAGCGUUUGAUAGGGCUCUUGCAAAACUUCGUCAUAACGAGGCUAAGGGACAAGUUGAAAGUGUGAAUAGUACUCCGGUUCUUUCUACAUGCAUGAAACGAAUUGAAAAACAUGCGGCUGAUACAUAUACUCGGGGCAUAUUUAACAAGUUUCUCAAAGAAAUUAAGAAAGAGCAAUCAUUGUUUAAGGUGGAUAAAGUUGAGUUUGAAGAUUUUCGGAUUUACUACUUAUCUCGAUACCAACAGCCGGACGCCACGUGGAGUGUCAACUAUCAGCCGAAUGAUGGCAUCAUGAAAUGCUCUUGCUUGAAAUUUGAGUCAAUUGGGUUUCCAUGUCAGCAUAUGAUCUCAGUAAUGAAAAUGGAGCAUAUGAGAGAAAUUCCCUCUUGUUUGAUCUUACAAAGGUGGACAAAAACGGCGAAAUCCUUCCCUCUACAUGGCAGCACACCAAUGCCAGAAUGGGUCACGCAAACGACAAGGUUUGGGGCAUUGUCAAGCGCAUGUGUCGAAAUGUGUUAUUAUGCUUCUCACAUAACGAAGGGAUAUAAUGAGAUCAAAGAAGAAAUCACCAAGUUAACAUCCAGAAUGAGGGAGCUCUAUGUGUUACAUGUUGAGGAGGAGAAAAGAAAUAUGAGACAAAACGACAAUGUUGAGGGGACAUCUAUGCAUUUUGGUGUUGGCGACCCAGUCAUUAUCAAAGGUAAAGGGACCCAUAAUUUGGCCAAGGACUUCAUCCCGAAAAUAAGAAAAUGUGGCAAUUGUAGAGAACCUGGUCACAUAAGAACCAAAUGCCCCAAAUUAGUGCAUGGAGAUAAUGUGGGAAACAUGAAUGAGGAUGAAGACACAUAUGAAUCAGAUGUGAGCGUUAUUCACCAACAAUCAUUUACCGGGCGAGACUCAUCGAUAUAUCACCCAUCGUUUAUUCACACUGAUUACACAACCAAUGGUUGUGAAUCCAGUGUCAACCCUAAUUUGACUGCUAACUGGUCAAGAAAUUCCGAGAGUGUUCAAGCUCAGUUCUAUGGCAGCAACGUUGGAGGAUGGGAAGAUGAUUUCGGACAAGAUUUGUGAAGGAUAAAUGUAACCUUUAUUUGUAGUAAGGCAUUGAGUAG